Penicillium expansum is the source of this 1014-nucleotide messenger RNA. RefSeq names its product zinc-binding alcohol dehydrogenase family protein. The transcript is spliced from 2 exons. The coding region runs from base 1 to 1014 and encodes 337 amino acids. NCBI's taxonomy places the organism in Eukaryota, Fungi, Ascomycota, Eurotiomycetes, Eurotiales, Aspergillaceae. Gene Ontology annotation, molecular function: oxidoreductase activity, acting on NAD(P)H. The record is from RefSeq and is a predicted model, not a curated record.
AUGCUUAGAAUACACACUCUGAAAGUUGACAAAAGAGUUGUCACAAAAUGGCAAAAAGAAUGUUCGGCAACUUCCUUUUCCACCACAACGCUAAUUGACGGUAAAUCGGCUGCCGCCAUCAUCGGCUCAGACUUUGCCGGAACCAUUAUAGAGACUGGCUCGGGGGUAUCACAGCUCGCGCGUCCGCUAGCUGUGGGUGAUCGUGUCUGCGGUGCCGUCCACGGCUGUAACCCAGCCGACCCUCGGAGCGGUGCAUUUGCUCAAUACGUCAAAGCUGACGCGAGCCUUGUGAUGAAGGUUCCUGCAUCAAUGGCUUGGGAAGAUGCGGCGACGUUGGGCGUUGCUCUGGGUACUUCUUGUAUCUCGUUCUGGAAAGCGCUUGGAUUGACGGCAACCCCAAAUGAGCCCGCCGCAACCCCUUUCCCUAUCUUGGUGUACGGAGGCUCCACCGCAAUGGGGACUAUGGCAGUGCAGAUCUUGAAGUUGAGCGGCAUCACCCCAAUCGCGACCAGCUCACCCAAGAACUUCGACCUGGUCAAGUCUUUCGGGGCCAAGCAGGUGUUCGACUACGCCUCACCCACCUGCGCAGCGGACAUCAAGUCGUUUACAAACAAUUCAUUGAAGUAUGCGCUCGACUGUAUUACGGAUGCUGACUCGACGCAAAUCUGCCACGCUGCCAUUGGUCGGGCGGGAGGGAGGUAUGCCUGUUUGGAGCUUCCACAGCAGGAGCUCCUCACACGCAAAGCAGUGAAUUCCGAAUUCGUCAUGGCUCACGAACUUCAUGGGAGGGAAAUUGACCUGGGUCCUGAAUAUGGGAGGCCUGCUUCACAGGCGGCUAAGGAUCUUGGGGUUCAAUUCUUUCGGAUUGCGGAGAAGCUAUUGGAAGAAAACAAGAUUAAAGUUCACCCUGUGUAUGUUCUUUCUCGUGGAUGGAAUGGGAUUUUGGAUGGGUUCACUCUCAUGAAGAGUGGACAGGUAAAUGCCCGGAAGUUGGUUGUGCCACUCGGUCAGUAG